Dermacentor albipictus is the source of this 1179-nucleotide messenger RNA. Lineage: Eukaryota; Metazoa; Arthropoda; Arachnida; Ixodida; Ixodidae. The record is from RefSeq and is a predicted model, not a curated record.
AUGUCUAGGCUGGCUACGGUACUACCGGUACUACGGCAUACACCGAUUCAGAGGACGAGCAAGACCCAGGAACCACAGGGUUCCCUGCGUCUGCCGAACGCAAGGAGCCGAUCAGCAAUUAAGGGCAUUCCGAAGUCGCUGAGUGCCGGACCGCUCGUCUCGUACCGCGCCGACGAGGAUGAUGAAGACACGGAAGUUGGAGACGAUGAGGCGUCUGUAGCAGGUCCAUCCGGCAGCAAGUCAGGCUCAGUGCGGCCAGCGUCCCCAGUUUCCUUUCAUCGUACUCUGCUGAACUUAGGGCCAGAUGACGUCGUGCCCCUGCCGCCUGAGCCGCGAGGUCGCUGUGCCCCGGCACUUCAAGAGAAGAGCACACGCCUCUACCAACGAAAGCUUCGCGGCCACUGUGACAUCAUCGCGUCAGUCCAAAUGCGCAAGGACUUCCGAAACCCAAGCAUUUACGAAAAGCUGAUUGCAUACCGCGGCAUCGAUGAGCUGGGCAAUAACUACCCGCCGGAGGCGUACGACCCGCAGAAGUGGGGACCGGAAUCCUACUACGACAAGCUGUCACGGCGACAGGCGGGGGAGGUGUGCAAGCGCGGCAAGAAGGCCAAGGCAGAUUUCCUCACGGGAACUGCCAAGAAACCCGACUCACGUAAGGGCAUGUGGGACAUCGGCGGUGUGCAGCCCGUGCUGGGCAUUGGCAACCCCGGCUUCGCGGCGCCAGCUGCGCUCUCAACCAAACCUACCGUGAUCCCGGCAUUCGGCGCGUUGCCCAAGAAGCCGUCCACCUCGAAGCGGCUUGGUCGCCGCCUCCGCCACCACACGGGCGUGUUGAUGUUGUUCAGCUGGCUCGCAACUGGUGGGAUCCCCAGUCCAGAAUCCCUGCAGCCCGGGCUGGCUCUCAUGCCUGCUGCACCAGCUGUGGCUGGCUAUACAGAUGUUGUUCAGCUGGCUCGCAACUAGUGGGAUCCCCAGUCCAGAAUCCCUGCAGCCCGGGCUAGCUCUCAUGCCUGCUGCACCAGCUGUGGCUGGCUAUACAGGUGGUUCCAGCCAGCCCAGCUCAGCCCAGCCCAGCCCAGUCCAGCCAGCCAGCCAGCCAAGCGCCAGCCAGCCAAGCGCCAGCCAGCCAAGCGCCAGCCAGCCAGCCAAGCGCCAGCCAGCCAGCCAGCCAGAAGUCGG